This is a messenger RNA of Balaenoptera ricei (Rice's whale), 4947 nucleotides long. It is a transcript of the gene MROH2A, whose product is annotated as maestro heat like repeat family member 2A. Gene Ontology annotation, cellular component: cytoplasm. NCBI's taxonomy places the organism in Eukaryota, Metazoa, Chordata, Mammalia, Artiodactyla, Balaenopteridae. The record is from RefSeq and is a predicted model, not a curated record.
AUGUGUAUCAGGCAGAGAACAGAGCUUUUUCUUGUGGUGUAUUUUUGUUCCAUCCAGGAGAGAACUCUGAGAAAAGAGCUUGAAGAAGAGAUGGCAGAAGCAUCAACAGAGUCAAAUGAGGACGUGUCAGAGGAGACAGAGUACCUGGAACCUCUGGAACCAGACGACAGUGGUACCUUCCAACAAGUCACAAACCUCCUCCACAUCAUGGACAGCGAGUCAACCAAAACGGACGCCGCUGGGGCAGGUCCUGACCUGCGGAAGACGCUGGCCUCAGUGAUCAUCAGGGAGAAGGCCACCACUGAGCCGUCUGUGGUGACGGACGCUCUCAUCCGCUGCCUGCAGGUACCGGAGAUUUCCGCUCAGCGCAAAGUCAACGUUUACAGCCUCCUCCAGGAGAUCGUCCAGCAGGAGGGGGAGCUGGGGGAGCACUGCGUCCAGAGGCUGGUCACCAUCGCCUCCAAGGAGAUGAGGGAGAUGCUGCAGGUGGAGGGCUACGUGAGGGCAGAGGCGGCCAGCGACACCCUGGUGGCCCUGUCCCGAAACCUCAGCUUGGUCAUGUAUGAGCUGCAGCACCGCCUCAGACCCCUCAGCCUCGCCGAAGAAUUUGUCGUCAUCACCCUGGCGAGGCUGGCCGAUGGCAAUGUGUUUGAGUUCAUGCCAUACAUGGGCAUCACCUUGGCUACCAUAUUCACCAUGCUGAGGCUCACCAAUGAAGCCAAGAUGCGCCAGGUGAUCUGCAGUGCCAUGGAGACCUUCUGCGAGACGGUGCAGUUUUACCUGAGGCACCUGGAGGGCAGUGUGUACCCCGUGAUGACCGGGGAGCAGUUUGCUGCGAAGCUGUUCCCCAUGGACUGCUAUUUUGUGACCGUGUGGCUGAGGGACGACAACCCCGAGGUGAAGCUGGGGCUCAUCAAGUCCCUGAAGCCUAUGCUGAACCUCCUCCUGCCCAACGACGGCCUGCGGGAGCAGGUGUACGACUACAUCCCCCUGCUGCUGGCAGAGUACCAGGGCCGCCUGGAGGCGCUCUUCAUCACACAGGUCUUGAGGCAGAUCCUGAAAAUGUCAGUGACCACUAAUACCCCUGUCCCCCAAAUGCAGCUGCACACCAUCUUCACGGAACUGCACGUCCAGGUGUGCUCCAAGGCCCCCUCCCAGCAGCAGUACAGCAGCCAGAACCUGACGGAGGUCGUGCACUGCUUCACAGCCCUUGCCCGCUCCUACCCCAAGGAGCUGAUGAAGUUCUUCCUCAGCCAGAUGGAGAAGAGCGAGGAGGCCGUCCGCGUGGGGACCCUGACCCUGAUUAGGGCAGUGGUGAGCGCGCGUGAGCCCAGAAUGAAUAUCAGGACCAUCCACCUGGCCAUCCGGGUGGUCAAGGACACACUCUCCGACACCCGGCCCAAGGUGAGGAUGGCUAUUCUCCGUAUCAUUGGUCAGUUGGCCCUGUCCGGCUUCCAGGACGGGCUCAAAGGCUGGGGCCUGAAGUACGUGUCUGUGCAGCUGACCUUGUCCGCCUACGAGCUGGCACAUCGCCGGGAGAGCUUUUAUCAGAGGAACUUGGAGGAGAAGAUGGUCCACAAGGUCACCAUGGACACCGUGAGGAUCAUAACCUCUUCUGUCAGUGGGAUGACCAAGGAAUUUUGGGUGAGGCUCCUGUGCUACAUCAUGGAGACGGAUCACACCGAGGAGACCCCCAUCUGCCUCAGUCUCACUAGCCUGGCAGAACGCCAGCUCCACGCCGAGGACGGGGAAGCCAACGCGACCAGCAAGGGCAGGCACGUGGAUCUGCCUGCGCCGCAGAAACUGCUGGCCCGUCUCCUGGUGCUGAUGUCGUCCCCCUACAAGGGGGAGGGACGCGGGAUCGCCAUGCUCAACCUUCUGAGGACCCUGAGCCAGAGCAUCGCCCCCUCCAUGGCCGACACGUGGGAGCUGGAGAUCCCCCUGCUGGUCAAGUACCUGGAAGAACACACUGAGUUUACGUGGAACCAGGAGACAUGGGAGGACAAGCUGAUCCAGUUUCUGAGAAACUCCCUCAAGAAGACUUGGGGUUCCAACUGGAGCCUGCCUCUGAGCAAAGAGCUGAACAACCAGAUCGAGAGCUUCGACAGCCCCUCCCUAGAGAAGGGCUUUCUGUACCGGGCCUUGGGCUUCACCUUGGCCACCUUGGAGGCUGACAAGGUGGAGGUGCUACUGCUGGAGCUGCUGGACAAGACGGACUACAGCAACGACUUCGACCGGGAGGGUGUGAUUCUGUGCUUUGGCCUGUGUGCCCGGGGCCAGGUGAAGGCGGUGCUGAACGUGCUCCACGACUUUGAGGACAGGAUCCAGGAGUCAGAGCAGUCCUGGCAGAUCGGCGCUGGGCGGAAGGACCAUCCCUGGAGGCGGGAGACAGUGAAGGGUGCCCUCAUGGUGAUGUACAGCUGCGUGGCCUCAUACUGCCACCCGCAGAUGCUCCUCACCCACGUGGACAACCCCAUCACUGCUAAGAUCAUUCACCACUACUCCAGCAGCUGCCAGGACAUCUGCCUCAAAAUGGCCUUCAUGAAGAGUGUGGUGCAGGUCACCGACGCCGUCAAGAACAUCAAGGACCUGGAGGACUUCCAAUUUGCCCCAAAGGCGACCCUUACUGGCAUUAUCAUGGCGAUCAUCAAGGCAGAACCAACUGACAGCCUGGUUUCUCCAGGGCGGACCAUGGCCAUGGAUGCCCUCUCGUACUUGAGCAAACUGAAGCCUUUCUACUCCACAGAGGAAAACAGUGAGCUGGUGGAUAUUAGUAUACAUUCUGUCAUUUCUCUCCAGCCCCCAGGAGGGAACAAUGAGUCCAUUAAGACCCUGCUUGUGAACGCCCUGUGUGCCCUGGAGCAGCUGACGGAGGGCCUCGUGCAGAGGCAGCUGGACCCCAAGGGGCUGCAGGAGACGGUACAGCUCCUGGAAAAGUGGACCUUGUCGGAGAAAGAAUGGGAGCGGGAGAAGGCGAUCAACCUCCACCUCCAUCUCAUGCAGAUCUACGUCCAAAGCGUCGGUGUCUGCAUCCCUCUGCAGCUGGGGCAGUUUGGCGCUCUGGUCGGACUCAUCGCCCCAUGCACCUGUGACUCGCACAGAAGAACCCGCCUGGCCUCCGUGGAUGUCCUUUCCAGCCUCCUGGAUCUUCAUGCUGGAAGCUGGCAGAGCAUCCAUCUGAGCUGUGCACAGAGGUGGUUUGAGGGGCAUGACAAGGCCUCCGUCACCUGGAUAGGCACCUUCCUCCAGAUGCGGGUCAAGGAGCUGGAGGACAAGGUGGCGGAGAUCCUGGGCGCCAUCCUGGUGCACCUGCCGGUAGUGGAUCACCCGGAGGUGCGGCGCCUCCUCAUCGAGGGCAUCCUUCUGCUGGCGCACUACCACCAGGAGACCGUCCUCACGUCACUCCUGCGGCAGCCCCUGCCCAUGGAGAGCCCCCUGACGGAGGUGUGACUGACUGUGGCUGAGAACUUGCCCUUGGCCCGGACGAUGCUACACGCGCUGAUGGAUCGGCUGCAGUCGAGGUUCACGCCCAGGGCCGACGCCACCUCCAAGGCUGACAUCUGGCGCCUGGCCACAGUGGACCCUCUGAUGACCCUGUGCACCAUCCACCUUCUUACUGAGAAGAUGGACCAGGAUGACAAGCUCCUGGACCUCUUCCCGGACCUUGUCUACACCCUCCUGCUGCAGCUCAGCAGCAGCCAGGGGCCGGAGGCCAUGUCGCCCGUCCUGAAGACGUGGAGGCUCGUCCACACGGGGACCCUCCCUGAGGAGAUCAACCUGCAAAGGAUCACGAUCAAAUCCAUGCAGCUUUUGUUCCGGAAACUCAACAGCGAGCCGCUGCUUCGCACCCUGGAAGAGCAGGGCGUGUGGACACUCCUGGAGAGCAGCUCCACAUUCCUGCAGGGAGCGAGCCUGCUGGCCAGGCUGUGCGUGCAGAACGCCGAGGGCUACCGGCAGAGGCUGCCGGAGCUGGUGCUCAGGGGCAUGGCCUCGGAGGCCCUGAGCUAUCGCUUCAGCAGCACGGCGGUCUGCGUGGAAUUCAUGAGUGUCCCGAUCCUGUAGCAGGAGAAGCUGCCGGAGCCGGCGGCGCUGAUGCGGGAGAAGGGCAUGGACCGGGAGGACGAGGCCCUGCGGGUGCUUUCCCUGCGCGCCCUCGGCAACGUGGCCCUCGGCGCCCCCAAGAAGGUGAGGCAGUACCGGAAGCUUUUACUGGAGAAGUGCCUGUGCUCCCUGAGGGGGCCCGUGAGCCCCAGCGUGACCACCGAGGGCCUGGAGGCCCUGGCCAAGGCCCUGGCUGAGCUGCGGGAAGGGGACGUGGGGUCCGACUUCCGUGCCGUCUCCGAGCGGUGCAGAGCCUUCUUUGACCACGAGAGCGAGCUACUGCGUUUAAAAGCCUUCAUCCUCUUCGGGAAGCUGGCAAAGGUGGUCAGGAUUUCCAAGAAGCAUUUCUUCAAAGAGGGAGUGAAGAAAGCCUGGGUCCCCCUCAUGCUGCACUGCCAGGACCCCUGCCUCGAUGCAGCCCAGGCCUGUGCAGCUACCAUGUUUCAUUGUGUGCACUUCUGGGGCUGGAAGGCCCUGGAGAGCUCCUCGGACCAAAGUGAUGCCGUUGCCCCCAAGGACAUGACCAGGUUCCAGAUAACCCUGUGCUCUGUCUUGACUCAGAAAAAGCCUGCCGUUCUCUACAGCUUCUUGCUAGAAACAAUGACCUAUGUUAAAAGUAACUUGUCAAGGAUCAGAAUUGCUGCAUGUAACCUGGCAGGAAUCAUUAUGAAGCAGAUGUCUGCACAUUACCUGAAAAAGCUGGACUUUCCUACAUUACGGAACUCUCUCCAGGAGCUACAGCUGGACUCGGAUCCUGGGGUCCGGAGGGCAUCCCUGGAGACUCUCAAAAUCUUGGAUACCUGUAGUCAUCACUGGCUUUUGGCUUCACCCGGAGGAAUCUCCUAG